Adineta ricciae is the source of this 408-nucleotide messenger RNA. NCBI's taxonomy places the organism in Eukaryota, Metazoa, Rotifera, Eurotatoria, Adinetida, Adinetidae. The record is from the annotation of a GenBank genome assembly.
AUGCAUUAUCUUUCGUCCUGCACUUUUCUACUUUUCAUUCUAACCGCAAUUGUCAACGCUCGUGUACCGAUAACAUCGAAUUCUUUGUCCAAAGAUCACGAUUUACAACACCACAAUGCUGAAGCGACUUGGGAUGCUGAAGAAGAUGAUGUUUACGAAGAUGAUGAUGUUACUGAGUCACGCGAGAAUCUUUGUGAACAAGGAAUGAAUAUGAUUGUCCAGCAUCAUGAUUUAGCCAAAUUAGACCCAACACUUUUUCUUGCAUACUGUCCAGAGUAUGAUCAACGAUUGGCAUCAGUGAUGAAGAAAUACAAUUCAAAUAAUAUGGACAACAAACGGCAAACAUUACGCCGACGAGAAUUGAAAAAGCGAUUGGCACUUCGAUUUCUCCGUAAACGAAUGUCUUAA